CGGACAAAUAAAAUUAGGGAAGUCCCAGCAUCUUUUUUUUUAUGACAGGGAAAAAAAAUUUUUUUUUGUUUUGUUUUUGCGUAUUUAAUGAGCCGAAAAGUGUCGAGCUUUUGUUCUUGUUGGUUUUCCUCAUCUUUAAAUCAUAAUGUCCACUUUGCAAGAAGGUCGUAUUUCUGUUGUACUUGGCUCACAAUGGGGUGACGAGGGUAAGGGUAAAUUAUCCGAUAUCCUUUGUGCUGAAGCUGACAUCUGUGCCCGUUGUGCUGGUGGUAAUAAUGCUGGUCAUACUAUUGUCGUUAAUGAUGUUAAAUAUGAUUUCCAUAUGUUGCCUUCUGGUUUGAUUAAUCCUAACUGUAUUGCCUUGAUUGGUAAUGGUGUUGUAGUCCAUUUGCCUUCUUUCUUUGAAGAGAAAGCCAAACUUGAAGCUAAGGGUCUCAAUUGUGAAGGCCGUUUGCUUCUCUCCGACCGUGCUCAUCUUGUUUUCGAUCUCCACCAAAAGGUUGAUGGUCUUAAAGAAAUUGAAUUAGGUCGUGGUAGUAUUGGUACUACUGGUAAGGGUAUUGGUCCUACUUAUUCCUCAAAGGCCUCUCGUUCUGGUAUUCGUGUUCAUCAUCUUUUUGAAUUUGAGGAAUUCUCUGCUCGUUUUAGAACAAUGGUUGAAAACAAGCGUAAACGUUAUGGUAACUUUGAAUACGAUGUUGAAGGUGAACUUGAACGUUAUAAAGAACUCGCUGAACGUGUUAGACCUUAUGUCAUUGAUACUGUUCCUUAUCUUUACGAACAAAUCAAAGCUGGUAAGCGUAUCCUUGUUGAAGGCGCAAAUGCCUUAAUGCUUGAUAUUGAUUUUGGUACAUAUCCUUAUGUUACUUCCUCCAACACUUCUGUUGGUGGUGUCUGUACCGGUCUUGGUGUCCCCCCCAGUAAGAUCUCAAAUAUCAUCGGUGUCGUAAAAGCCUAUUGUACUCGUGUUGGUGGUGGUCCUUUCCCUACUGAACAAUUGAAUGAAAUUGGUGAACACCUUCAGACUGUAGGUUUUGAAUUCGGUGUCACAACAGGUCGUAAGCGUCGUUGUGGCUGGUUGGAUUUAGUUGUCUUAAAAUACUCUACAAUGAUUAACGGAUAUACAAGUUUCAAUUUGACUAAGCUUGAUAUUCUUGAUCAAUUACCUACUAUCAAAGUUGCUGUCGCAUAUAAUUUGAAUGGUAAGAAAUUGACUUCUUUCCCAUCUGACCUUGAUCUUCUUGAAAAGGUUGAAGUUGAAUAUGUUGAACUUCCUGGUUGGAUGACGGAUAUCUCCAAAUGUAAAAAAUAUGAAGAUCUUCCUGAAAAUACAAAGAAAUACAUUGAAUUUAUUGAAAAGGAGACUGGUGUUCCUAUUGAAUGGAUUGGUGUUGGUGCUGGUCGUGAAGAUAUGAUUCAUAAACCCGUUUCUAAUUAAGAACAGCAAUUAGUAAUAGAAUAGUUAGUUAUUGGUUUAUCUUUUGUCUUUUCCUUCUUUAUAUUUGUAUACAUAGUGUAGAUUUCAUUAUAAUAAUAUAAACAAAAAACAAUUCCUUAUAUCAACAUACAUCUUUAAAUUAAAUAAAGAAAAAUAUUUUUAUAUUAUGUAUAUCUCUACAAACAUUACGCACCAAAGAUUAAUAAUUCAAAUCGAUUGCUCUUUAUCCAGACUCCAGAUGUAUGGAUAAAUAAUAUCAAAGAAAGGAUGGAUCUAAUGCAUUCAUAUACGUUUUCGCAACCAAUACAUCUACUAUAAAUAGUGUACACGUAACUGAAUACUUUGCCGAUUCCUCUCUAAUUUUAGAUAUUUUUGUAUUCUUAU
Molecule: messenger RNA, 1822 nt
Organism: Cokeromyces recurvatus
Lineage: Eukaryota; Fungi; Mucoromycota; Mucoromycetes; Mucorales; Mucoraceae
Product: Adenylosuccinate synthetase
Exons: 4
Coding region: 146-1438 (430 amino acids)
Biological process (GO): 'de novo' AMP biosynthetic process; IMP metabolic process
Cellular component (GO): cytoplasm
Molecular function (GO): adenylosuccinate synthase activity; GTP binding
Source: RefSeq, a predicted model, not a curated record